This is a messenger RNA of Fonsecaea multimorphosa CBS 102226, 1533 nucleotides long. RefSeq lists its product as uncharacterized. The coding region runs from base 1 to 1533 and encodes 510 amino acids. The transcript has 5 exons. Lineage: Eukaryota; Fungi; Ascomycota; Eurotiomycetes; Chaetothyriales; Herpotrichiellaceae. Gene Ontology annotation, biological process: transmembrane transport. The record is from RefSeq and is a predicted model, not a curated record. Gene Ontology annotation, molecular function: transmembrane transporter activity.
AUGCCAGCAGCAGACAUCACUCAAGACAACACCGACGCUCGAGUCGACGAAACAACCGCCCUACUUGCUCCGUCUGUCGCCGACCAACCCACUGCUCCCGAGGAUGGCGAUGAUGAGAAUCAAAUCGCCAAUGAUGCCAAUGGCAAGGGGGAAGACAGGCCAUUGCCCAAGGAUCAAAUCUUCCUCCUCUGCUUCGCCCGCCUGAUCGAACCCGUUGCGUUCUUCUGCAUCUUCCCUUUCGUCAAUCAGAUGAUAUGGGAGACUGGGGAAGUGGCGGAGACGGAUGUUGGUUUCUACAGCGGAUUGAUCGAGUCGUUGUUUUCACUGACGCAAAUGAUGCUCAUGAUUCCCUGGGGCAAAGCCGCCGACCACUUUGGAAGGAAACCCGUCCUGGUCGGCUCGUUGGCCGGCGAAUCGGUGGCAAUCGCCAUCUUCGGAAUGAGCAAGAAAAUAUGGCAGAUGAUCCUGUUCCGAUGCUUCGCUGGAGUCUUUGCCGGGACGAUUGUGACUAUCCGGACGAUGAUUACCGAGAACAGCACGCACAAGAACCAGGCCAGAGCAUUCAGCUUCUUUGCCUUCACGGGUAAUCUGGGUAUCUUCCUAGGGCCCUUGCUCGGAGGCGCGCUCGCAAACCCAGCGACGGAAUACCCGUCUGUGUUUGGACAUGUCAAGCUCUUCCGCGAGUACCCAUAUGCGCUGCCUACAUUCGUGACUGGCUCGAUCGGUCUGAUGGCGACCAUCACCACUGCGAUCGGUGUCAAAGAAACACUCGUGCGCUCUCCCAAGAAAUCGUCCACCGACUCUCGAAAGGAGAUGUCCAUCCUCGCCCUCCUCCGCUCCCCUAACGUCCCGAUCACUCUAUAUAUCUACGCGCACAUCAUGCUCCUGGCCUUCUCCUACACGGCGAUCGCGCCGGUGUUUUUCUUCACCCCGGUCCACCUGGGCGGCUUCGGGUUCUCGCCCUUCCAAAUCUCGCUCUUCAUGGGACUGGGCGGCCUCUCGCAAUCGCUGUGGCUGCUCGUGGCCUUCCCCUGGCUCCAAGGCCGGUGGGGCACCAAGCGCGUCAUGGUCCUCUGCGCCGUCGCCUACCCGUUCUUCUUCGCCCUAUUGCCGCUCUGCAACCUGCUCCUGCGGUACCACGUGACUGCGGCCUUCUGGACCAUCGCCCCGAUCUGCCUGAGCGUGGGAAGCGGCGUCUCCAUGUCCUUCACCGCCAUCCAGCUGGUGCUGAACGACGUCUCCCCCGGGCCCGAGGUGCUCGGCACUCUGAACGCCGUGGCCCUGACCCUCGUGAGCGGCAUCCGGGCUUUCUCGCCCGCCCUGUUCGCCAGCCUCUUCGCGACUAGCGUGCGGAGCCGCGUGCUCGGCGGGCAUGUGAUUUGGAUCUUGAUGGUCGCCUUAGCCCUGGGUUUCACGGUCGUCAGCCGCUGGAUCCCCGAGCCCGGGAAAGAAAAGGACCUGCAGCGGAAGCAUGUUGAUGUUGGUGCGAAUGGAGCGGGCGAUGGGGUCGUCAAUGGAGAAGCGGAAGAGUGA